This is a messenger RNA of Clupea harengus (Atlantic herring), 3915 nucleotides long. It is a transcript of the gene slc17a5, whose product is annotated as solute carrier family 17 member 5. Gene Ontology annotation, molecular function: transmembrane transporter activity. The record is from RefSeq and is a predicted model, not a curated record. Gene Ontology annotation, biological process: monoatomic anion transport; transmembrane transport. Gene Ontology annotation, cellular component: apical plasma membrane. NCBI's taxonomy places the organism in Eukaryota, Metazoa, Chordata, Actinopteri, Clupeiformes, Clupeidae.
ACCAGCUAGCUGAGGACUCGAACCCCUUAACCUGUGUGCAUCUGUGUGUGGGUGUGCGCUAGCUGUCGCGAAUACAGGGCAGGAGUGUGCCGUUCCUGUGCGCCACCACGACCGUCACAGUGUAGAAGAAAGCAGGUCAGUAUCUGCCGCAGAAACACAACACAUCCCGCAGAGAAAUGAGCAGACGACCAGUGGCUGGAGAAGUCGUCACAGUGCCGUCUGUUAAAUGAACUUACAUCUUGGACGUCUGUUGCAAGAUGGAUCAUUCUGCAUCAGACACAGAGACCGAUGACUACGAGCAGCCUUUGUUGCAUCGCAAAGAAGAAAAUGCAGAGAAAGCUCCCGCCUGCGGAUCAGCUCGCUACGGGCUGUCCGUGUUGGCAUGCUAUGGCUUCUUUGUGGCAUACGCCCUGCGGGUCAACCUAAGCGUGGCCAUGGUAGACAUGCUCAACACUACCAGCUCCAGCAAUGCCAGCAAGUCAGUCUGUCCUAGGCACAGCAGCCCAGAGAGACCCAAACACAACCAUACUGCUAGUGUCUACGAAUGGGAUUCUGAGACACAGGGUUGGAUCCUGGGAUCAUUCUUCUACGGGUACAUAGUGACGCAGGUACCUGGGGGGUACCUGGCACGCAAGUAUGGCGCCAAGUGGCUUCUGGGCAUCGGCAUCUUGGGCACUGUGAUUUUUACCCUGCUCACGCCCUUGGCAGCAGACCUGGGGGCGGGCUACCUCAUUGCUGUUCGAGUGCUGGAGGGCAUUGGGGAGGGGGUUACAUUUCCUGCCAUGCAUGCCAUGUGGGCAUCCUGGGCCCCUCCACUGGAACGCAGCCGUCUGCUCACCAUGUCAUACACAGGUGCUCAGUUGGGGACUGUGGUUGCCCUGCCGUUGUCUGGCGUGAUUUGUUUCUACCUUGACUGGACGUACGUCUUCUAUGUAUUUGGAGCUGUUGGGUUGGUCUGGUUUAUACUCUGGACUGCACUCGUGGCCAACACACCCAGCACACAUCCCAGGAUAUCAGAACGAGAGAGGCUCUACAUCGCCUCUUCACUCAGACAUGAGCUGUCUCCAACCUCGGAUUACAUACCCUGGCGGUCCAUUUUGACAUCCAUGCCAUUGUGGGCAAUAGUGGUCGCCCAUUUCUCUUACAACUGGACAUUCUACACCCUGUUGACCCUGCUUCCGACCUACAUGAACGACAUACUUGGCUUCAGUAUCCAACAGAAUGGGAUGCUGUCAGCCUUACCGUACCUAGGCUGUUGGAUACUGGCACUACUGGGCGGUCAGCUGGCUGACUACCUGAGAGAAACCUGUCAAUUCCGCACUGUGGCCGUGCGCAAGGCCUUUACUCUAAUCGGGAUGGUAGGGCCGGCGGUGUUCCUGAUUGCUGCAGGCUACACAAACUGUGACUAUGUCCUUGCAGUGGCCUUCCUCACCAUCUCCUCAUCACUGGGUGGCUUGUCUGCCUCUGGCUUCAAUAUCAGCCACCUAGACAUCGCACCCUCUUAUGCAGGAAUUUUACUUGGAAUCACCAACUCCUUUGCCACCAUCCCAGGAAUGGUUGGACCAGUCAUAGCAAGAACGCUGACAAAAGGAAACACUAUUGAGGAAUGGCGCGUUGUGUUCUACAUCUCGGCUGGGAUCAACCUGUUUGGUGCAGCCUUCUUCACCCUGUUUGGGCAGGGGUCAGUACAACCAUGGGCACUCCAUUCUCAGUGAAGCUCAAGGUGUGGGAUGCUCUCGCCAUUAAAGGAGGAUGCAUGUGGUAUGACCAAAUUAAUGGACACUGGACACUGGGAUCAGUAAUGGCUAGAUGUUCUAUUCGCACAAUUACCGAAGGAGAUUUACAUGUUGAAUUUUUGUUUAUAAAAUGUCCAUUUUUAUGAUUUUCUAUGUGUGUAUGACGCCCUACAUCUCAAUCUCAUUUCUCACUCAUGGCAUUAUAUAUGUUUCACCAUUCCAAUGGGGGACGUUUCUCAUGGUUUUGUCCAUUCCUCAUGCUCAUCUGACAAAUCCUUGAGCGGAUUGAAGAUUUAGUAGAACAUUUGAGACUCCAUUUAUACUUGAGUUGAAUAAUGGUUUAAGGGGAACACCAAUGAAUUUCCAAUGUGAUAAUUGAUAGAAGGAACAGAUACGCCUACAGUAAUCUAAAACUUAACUGAGUUCUGCGGAAAAACAGAGGAACUUUCUGGGUCGACAUCACAUGUAAAUGCAUCCUGGCGUUCAAAGCAUCUAAAAGCCUCUUGAAGCUACAAUAUUGAAAAUGAAUUCGUUUGCUAUUAAUUAAAUAGUUUCAACUAUAUUACAUGCCUUAGAAAGUGCUGCUUUGUGCAGUGUGUUGAAAAUAGUAGUUUGAAAAAAACUGUGAAGAUAUGGCUUUGCCAUCAUCUCAGGAUAUGGACUGUGAAGACAUUUGUAACUUCACUGAUUGCAUGAUUGAAAGCCAAAGCAACUUUGAUGUUGUCAAAGUAAUAACCUUUGGAUUAAAUCACUACUAUCACUAGGCAGUUCCUUACCAUUCAGGGAAUUCCUGUUUCCUCUGGAAUACUCAGGUUGCUGACGUUCCUGUAAAGAUCUCAGAUAAACUGAACUCAGCAUAUCAAUUGAAAUGUUCUGAUGUGUUGAAGGAUGAUUGGUGUUCUCCUUUGAUGUUUGGCAACCAUAACACAUCUAGCCUCAUCAUAUGGCCCUUAUUGUACUGAAACAGAACUAGGUAGGAGGAGGUAUUAUGUUCUAACUGAAAGUAUGCCAAAGGCCAUCUAACCAAAAGCAUUCUCUUGUGUGUCUUUGUGGGUGUCCUUGAAUGUGUCAAGCACUUUUCAACUGGAGGUCACCCAUCACCAUGUAGCAGCAAUCAUCACAGUGGGCCAUAACAUUAUUGCUUUAGAUUUCCACAAACUUUGUUUUUAUUUACGGAAACGUUUAGCACACACAUAGUGCUGGUGGUCCAUUAGGUUGGGUAGUGCAAGCAGCAGCAGAUCUUUGAUAAGACAUCUGCUUGGUCUGGUUUUAGUAGUAGUUGCCCCAUGGAGGUAAUUGUCUGGUCAGGUAUCUUAUAUCGCCUCUCAAGAUGUGCCUUAAUUCAGCAAGCAGUAUGCACUUUUGGUUGCUCCUAAUUCAGACAAUCAAUACUGAACACAUAUCUUUGGUGUGCUACUUCCUUCCAUAUAAUCAGAUGUAUCCUGUUGUGCCCAGGCAUAUUAUUUUAUUCUUCAUAAACACAGUUUCUCAAAAAUACUUGUUAUUGUACUGCGCUGAGUUCACCAAAUUGUUUGCACAAAUCUAUCACUACAUAGAUUAAUAAAAUAUUGCAGACUGAAUUUUAGCCACGAAUGUUCCAGCGAGCAUGUGCUUCACUCAUGCCUGGGGUCAAGGACUUUAGAUUUAAAGCAGGAUAGCUCAGGUGAAUUUUUGACCGGCCCUUUUCUUUUUUUUUUCUUUCAGUCGCCUUUCUCUGGUCCAGUGUUGUGUGUACAUUUCCGGUGAGGGGUUAGCCACCAGUGUAUUUGAAUAUUAUCACUCUGAAUAAGUGCGAGUGUUUGUUCCAUUCAGGGAGUGUUAUAUAAUUAGUUAAUUGGACUUGUGGCCCCAGUUUAAAGCUGUUAUUUUAACUAUCUGAGAUCAGAAGGGAAGGAGUUUAACACUCACAUUUUAAAAUAAUUUGCUAAUUUAAUAGAUUGCAUUUGUUUACAUUUUAUUUGAAUGUCUAUUUUAUAUGUUUUAAUUGAUGUCAUUGUAACAUUGUCAUGUUCUGAGUUGGAAGGAUGGUCAUUUAUUUGUUAGCCCCCAGUACUGAACUUGAAAAACUUUAUAUGAGCAAUGAUUUUACAAUCUGUAGCAGUUGCAACAAAUGCUGGUAUUUUAAUGCCACAGCCAGUUUGUAACCAUGGGAAUGAGAUUAAAGACCAAUAUAUCUGCA